Messenger RNA from Photinus pyralis (common eastern firefly), 1656 nucleotides. Its product is annotated as carboxylesterase 5A-like. The transcript is spliced from 11 exons. The record is from RefSeq and is a predicted model, not a curated record. Bases 4 to 1656 code for a protein of 550 amino acids. NCBI's taxonomy places the organism in Eukaryota, Metazoa, Arthropoda, Insecta, Coleoptera, Lampyridae.
UUUAUGAAAGAUGAAAUGAAUCGGGGGAAAACUUUCCAGCAAGAUUAUCAGCAACCAGUUGUCAAAAUCAAAAAUGGUAUGAAAAUAAUUGGAAGAGUGAAUAAAACUGUUGACGAGCAAAAAACCUACUUUACAUUUCGAGCGAUACCGUUUGCUCUACCACCAAUCGGGGAGCUUCGAUUUAAGCCGCCAGUUGCCUUUCCAGGAAAUCUGUCAGGUCAAUUAGUUAAUGCGACUCAAGAUGCUGCCAAAUGUAUCCAGUUCAGUUCACCCGGAGGUUCGGAAGACUGCCUGUACCUGAACGUCUACACACCUCAAUUUCAAAAUUCGUCAGAGCUGCGUCCUGUAAUGGUAUGGAUUUAUGGUGGCUCAUUUAUUGACGGUAACAGCGACUAUUCAACUUAUGGUCCAGAUUACCUAAUUAAUCAAGACGUUAUCGUCGUAACCCUUAACUACCGUUUAGGAGUUUUCGGGUUCCUAUCGACAGAAGAUUACGUUUCGCCGGGUAAUUAUGGGUUGAAGGAUCAGAUAAUGGCUUUGCGAUGGGUUCAGGAAAAUAUCGAAUAUUUUGGUGGUAAUUGUGGUAAGGUCACACUUUUUGGGGAAAGUGCCGGAUCAGCUUCAGUUUCCUAUUUGACGCAGGCUCCAAUAACAAAAGGACUGUUCCAAAGUGCGAUUAUGGAAAGCGGAACCUCACUUAGUUCCUGGGCAUUAGCACCAAAUGGUAGGGAAAUAACGCUUCGUAUCGCCAAUAUAUUGCUGAUAGAUACUAGCAGUUCUCAAGCAAUAGUAGAAGGUCUGAGAAGGUUGGACGCCGCGGACCUACAGAAGGCAGUGCGUGCGGCGUUUCUUCAGGAUAUAUUGAAGAAAAACCAAUUAACUAGCAUGCCAUUUGGUCCAACUAUCGAACCAAUACAUCCAGGUGCGGUUGUAGUUAAUUACAGUUACGAGCAACUUCAAAAUGGUUUACUCCAUAACAUUCCUUACAUUAUUGGAUAUAAUUCAUUUGAAGCCCUACCGUUGAUUGAUCUGCUUAAGAACUUUCGUUUGAUUUUGAGUCAAUAUGAUCUGGACCCAACUCGUUUAGUAACGCCAAGCAUGAAUGUGCAUGACUCGCCAACGAAACUGAACUUGAGCUUACUAAUAAAAAAUCAUUACUUUGGAAACACGCCAAUAUCCUUAUCACCAGAUGAGUCUAUUCUGCAGUUUAUCAGUGAUGAUCUGUAUGUGAGACCAAUUUUGAAGACAGCCACGCUAUGUUCUCAAAGCGCCCCUGUAUACCUUUACAAGUUCUCCUACCAAGGUGCUUUAGGUUCGGGAAAACGAAAACAACGCGGUGUCGGACAUUCUGAAGAAUUGCCUUACAUAUGGAGAAUGGCCAAUAAUCGUAAUGAAGUUAACCCCAGCGAUUUAGUAACCAGAAAACGUAUGGUGACUUUAUGGGCUAACUUCGCUAAGUAUGGGAACCCCACUCCCGCUCCCGCUACGUUGCUUGAAAAUGUCACUUGGCCUUUGGCGAACGAAAAUGAAUUUGGACUGGGAUAUUUGAACAUUAAUGUGACAUUAAACGCUUCAAGAGAUCCUGAUUGGAAAUCGUUUUUGUUUUGGACAAAUUUAUUUAAAAAAUUUGGAAACCGUCCAUUUACCACGUAUUAA